This is a messenger RNA of Pyricularia oryzae 70-15, 1458 nucleotides long. RefSeq lists its product as uncharacterized. The transcript is spliced from 4 exons. NCBI's taxonomy places the organism in Eukaryota, Fungi, Ascomycota, Sordariomycetes, Magnaporthales, Pyriculariaceae. The record is from RefSeq and is a predicted model, not a curated record. Bases 693 to 1109 code for a protein of 138 amino acids.
UGAUGGCGCCCCCCCUUCGACCAACGUCACUUGCCUUUUUUUUUUUUUUUUUUUUUUUUUUUCUGGGGGGGUUCGAAAUGGGACCCGGGCCCAUCAACGACAGGCCGAUUUUGUACGUGAUCAAGCUCAUUCCGGCUGCCGUUUGCACAUUGGGGGAAAAGAGAAUCACAAGCCAAGGCAGCAAAAGCCAAAGAGAGAGGGGGCCGUGAUAUCAAAAAGCCAAGGUCAAUCCCCAGGUCACAUCACACGGCGACCUAUCCACUGCCAGUGAGCGCACCCCUGCAGGGUCAACACUUUGUGUGCACGUCGAAUCAGUUGGGCUUCACACAUCACUUUUUUUUUGUGAUGAAAAAAGAGUUCAUUUUCACUUACCUUUGAUGAUCAUGCUUCUUGCUUGCGAGCGGUGAGUGGGCCGGGCCGGAGUAGGAGUCUCAUUGGGGGUUGGUUGACCGUCUUUCCUUUCAAGGUGAACAAAUAGUUGAGCAAUUCCCGCAUGUUAUUCAAAGCCUCCUUCUUCUAUAAAAAGCCUUCCCGGACUCCUAACCAGGAGUGCCAGAAAAAAAAAGACUUCAUAUCUCGCAGCCUGGAUGUGGUACUCCCCAAGCCUGAUAUCGGGUCAGACCAAGAAACACUCCUCCCGACCUUUAUCAUCACCACCUUGACAUAAUACAAAACCAUACCAUCCUUCAACAAUGAAGCUUUUCACUAUAAUUAUGGCCACUGCUGCCGCUUUUUCAAGCACCGUGACCGCCGCACCGGUCGAGAGCACAACCAGGUCCGCGGCGGCCUUUGAUGCUUGGUUUGAGGGCUGGUCUGGGAAAUCGUUUACAGGCUACAAGAAGCGCUACGAGGUUCAAUGGGAUGUGUGCCAUGACAUUCGCGCCGACUUCCCACCCGGGACCGGUGACGGCCUGUCCACAAUGAACAUUGGCGACCAAGGAGUGACCGAGUGCACAAUUUACAACAAUCCAAACUGCAACAUAAGGCCCGGUGAGGACAGGGACUGGGGUGACCGUCUCCAAUGCAGCGGCGUGUACACCGACCUCGACGACCCAGAGAUUGGCUGGGGCAACAAGGCCCAGUCCUUCAAGUGCUACCGUGUCCGGUAAAGGCGGGCGAGGACGCGUGAAGGGGAUGGCACGCUUGCAGGGUUGGAUGACAGAAACGCUCUUUUUUUUCUUUUUUUUCUUCUUCUUCUCUCUCUUUCGCUUCAUGCACAGUUCGUGCGCCAAUUAUUUUCCAUUUUUUUCUUUUUCUUGUUACGAUAUACCCCACCCGCAACGCCAUUUGGGAUCUGGUGUGAGCCCAGGAGCAAAAGACCUCCGUCAAGCCUUGGGAAGCUUCGUGACAUCAAUCAUUGCUUUUCAGGCUGCAUGUAUAUAGAGGGGUCAUAGAACAGGCUAGAUGACGACCCGCAUUCCUUCAAAUCAUCUUGACAACAUGCGAGAACAAGCACAC